This is a messenger RNA of Paracoccidioides lutzii Pb01, 165 nucleotides long. RefSeq lists its product as hypothetical. The coding region runs from base 1 to 165 and encodes 54 amino acids. The transcript has 2 exons. The record is from RefSeq and is a predicted model, not a curated record.
AUGUCUAAUGCUGUGCCUGAUGCUAUGCUCAAUGCUGUGCUUGAUGCUGUGUUUGAUCAUAUGGGGGAGCAGAUGCAUGUCAAGGCUCAGGAUGUGUUUGAUGGUGUUGAGGGACUGGGUGCGCUGGCAGCACUGCGUCAGCACGCCAUCAGGCUUGCUGCCUGA